GCGUCGGUCGCAGAGCGACGACGUGUCGGGUUUCGCCCGCUGGGCGGCAUUGUGACGUGGCAGAAGGCGGAAGCGAUGUUGCGGCAGGACAGUAGUGAUGACACAGAAGAUGUGUCACUCUUUGAUGCUGAUGAUGAAACCUCCAGGAGGCCAAAGAAAUCAAAGAUCAAACAUCCAAUAGCCUCCUUCUUUCACUUGUUCUUCCGGGUCAGUGCAAUAAUCGUCUACUUACUCUGUGAAUUGUUGAGCAGCAGCUAUAUUGCCUGUAUGGUGACGAUCAUCUUACUUCUGUCAUGUGACUUUUGGGCAGUGAAGAAUGUCACAGGGAGGUUGAUGGUCGGCCUCCGCUGGUGGAACCAGGUUGAUGAUGACGGCAAAAGCCACUGGGUGUUUGAAGCUAGGAAGGCAUCUGCUCAGACGAAGAGAACAACAUCAGAAGCGGAGUCCAGAAUCUUCUGGCUAGGGCUGAUCAGCUGCCCUUUGCUCUGGGUGAUUUUUGCCUUCAGCGCCCUGUUUUCUUUCAAAGUCAAGUGGCUGGCGAUAGUGAUAAUGGGUGUGACACUGCAAGGGGCCAAUCUGUACGGCUAUAUCCGGUGCAAAGUAGGCAGCAGGAAGAACCUGACCAGUGUGGCGACCUCCUACCUAGGCAGGCAGCUCCUGCGACAGACUGUGCCCAAAGAGGAGCAAGCAGUAUCUUGAAGAUCAGGAAGAGUCCCCAGUUUUGUUUUCCAAUUCCUUCUGGAGGAUGAGAAAUAUUUCCUUGACCCCCUGUACAGAAGAUUUAUAAUUUGUGUGUGGAUUUUUCGUAAUUAAAUGCAUCUUCUAGAAAUGCAA
Molecule: messenger RNA, 834 nt
Organism: Lacerta agilis (Sand lizard)
Lineage: Eukaryota; Metazoa; Chordata; Lepidosauria; Squamata; Lacertidae
Product: Golgi apparatus membrane protein TVP23 homolog B
Exons: 7
Coding region: 76-699 (207 amino acids)
Biological process (GO): protein secretion; vesicle-mediated transport
Cellular component (GO): Golgi membrane
Source: RefSeq, a predicted model, not a curated record